UUCUUAAGCCACUACUAAAUCGGGGAAGGGGCGAGAUAAGAAUGAUGUCUUCGUGGGAGUAAUCGGAUCAAUAAGACUUUUUCUUAUCUUUCUGUUAAAAACUGAAAUCAAAGCCUUCUUGUCGCUACUAUUCACACCAUGAACCUCUCCUCCAAAUCUUCCACGGCUUCGUUGGCAGAAGUGAUCAAAGAGGUCUCCAACUUCAAACAUGAAUAUUUGGAAAUGGUCGUGCCAUGUCUGUCCAAAGGUGUCAUGACCGAGCUGAGAUUGGGCGACUUCAAAGACGUCUUCAAGGUCAUCUUGUUUUACCCCAAUGACUUCAAUGGACUCAUCAAGGACGAAAUUCUCGACCUAAAUCAAAAGCAACCCCAGUUUAAAAAACACCAAUGUCAGACAUUCGUGUGCUCUACGGACUCUGUUCACGUCCAUCUUGCUUGGCAAAACUUCGAUGAACCGGAAAAUGAAGAACACCUGGGGAUGGUUCCCGAUUUUCCCAUACUUGGGGACAAGACCCACCGGUUUUGCCGAUCAUUAAACGUUUUGGACGAGAGCAAUGGCACGGCAAUGCACGCUUUGUACAUCAUCAACCCCGAGGGCGAUCUGGUCUACCAAGAGUUCUUGGACAUGACGGCCCGCUUCGACUUUGAAAGUGUGCUCCAAAUCCUCCAGACAACCUCAUUCUCCAAUCAAGGUGGUGCCAAGAACUCGACCAGUCAAGACCCAAACAUAUUACCAUCAAGGUUGCCUUUCGCCGAUGAAACUGAGGUUGAGGCUCAUCAGGAGCUAGAAAAUGUCGUGGUUCCGAAGGUUGAACAGCCCUCUGAAAAGGCCUCUGUAAACCAGUUUAUGGAAGCGGUUACGAAGGACACUUUGGAUGCUGCCCCUUCAAGAACAAGCAUGGCCGUUCUGCAACCCUUGGACAACAAACCAAAAGUGGCGGCAGAUACAAAAACAGAAGACAUAUCUGUGAAAGAUACCAAGAAUACGAUGAAUAGAAAGAAGAAGAAACCUUGUACUAUCUUGUAAAAGGUCGCGAAUAAAAAGACAAGGCAACUUA
Tigriopus californicus is the source of this 1057-nucleotide messenger RNA. RefSeq names its product thioredoxin peroxidase-like. Gene Ontology annotation, molecular function: thioredoxin peroxidase activity. NCBI's taxonomy places the organism in Eukaryota, Metazoa, Arthropoda, Copepoda, Harpacticoida, Harpacticidae. Gene Ontology annotation, cellular component: cytosol. Bases 139 to 1026 code for a protein of 295 amino acids. The record is from RefSeq and is a predicted model, not a curated record. Gene Ontology annotation, biological process: cellular response to stress; hydrogen peroxide catabolic process; response to oxidative stress. The transcript has 2 exons.